Molecule: messenger RNA, 561 nt
Organism: Juglans regia (Persian walnut)
Lineage: Eukaryota; Viridiplantae; Streptophyta; Magnoliopsida; Fagales; Juglandaceae
Exons: 2
Coding region: 1-561 (186 amino acids)
Source: RefSeq, a predicted model, not a curated record
AUGGAUGAGGAACUUUCAGAAUUAUGGAACAAAUUUUCCUUAACUGAAGAGGAAAGGUAUGAGAUAGUUAUUACUGACCAAGAUAUAGAGACCAAUAUGGAGAGAGGGAAGUUAUGUCUGGUGGGAAAAGUAAUAGCUGAUAAAAAAAUUAAUAAGGAUGCUUUUAAGAAUAUGUUGGUAAAGGUGUGGAAAUCUUGUCCUGGACCAAAGAUUAUUGAAGUUGGAGAAAACCUUUAUGUGUUUGAAUUCCAAACUGAGAAAAUCGGAGGUCGAAUUGGAUCUACAAUAGGUAGAGUUAUUGAGGUGGAGGCUGAUUCAGAUGGGAAUUGUUGGGGGAAGUGGAUUAGAGUGAAAGUUGAGAUGGAUUUACUGAAGCCUUUAAUAAGAGGAAAGAUUGUGGAACUGCUUGGACAGAAAAACUUUAUUCAAUUCAAAUACGAAAGGCUUCCUAGAUUUUGUUUUAAAUGUGGGGUUAUUAAACAUGGAGUGCAAGGAUGUGUGGGGAUGUAUAACCAGCAGGCAGAAAACAAAGAAUACAUGAUGCAACAGUAUGGCUCAUGA